ACAACUAGCUAGUUAGCGGCCGAUGGAAACAAAACCUGACUCCACUGAAAGCAAGUUGUAAACCUUGACUGUAUUUCGUUAACCACAUUUGCUCUCGGUUUUGACCGCAUACCAAUUUUUUUUUCGUGGUGAAGAUGGGGGUCCCGAAAUUUUACCGAUGGAUUUCAGAGCGAUAUCCUUGUCUCAGUGAAGUUGUCAAGGAACAUCAGAUUCCAGAAUUUGACAAUCUCUAUCUGGACAUGAAUGGGAUUAUCCACCAGUGUUCCCACCCGAACGACGAGGAUGUCCACUUUCGCAUCUCUGAGGAAAAGAUUUUCGCUGACAUCUUCCAUUACCUGGAAGUGCUUUUCAGGAUUAUCAAGCCCCGCAAGGUCUUCUUCAUGGCUGUGGAUGGUGUGGCACCAAGGGCAAAGAUGAACCAGCAGAGGGGGCGGAGAUUCAGGUCUGCCAAAGAAGCCGAGGACAAGAUAAAAAAAGCCCUGGAUAAAGGAGAGGUCCUCCCCACAGAGGCUCGCUUCGAUUCCAACUGUAUCACUCCUGGCACUGACUUCAUGGCGAGACUUCAGGAGCAGCUCAAAUACUUCGUCCACAACAAGCUCUCCACUGACAAGCUGUGGCAGAAUGUCAGAGUCUACCUGUCUGGUCAUGAGACGCCGGGUGAAGGAGAACACAAGAUCAUGGAGUUUAUUCGCUCUGAGAACUCAAAGCCGGGUCACAACCCCAACACCCGACACUGCCUAUACGGCCUGGAUGCUGACCUGAUAAUGUUGGGUUUAACCAGCCACGAGCCAAAUUUCUCGCUGCUCAGAGAAGAGGUCCGCUUUGGAGGAAAGAAAUCACAGAAAAGGAUAACGGCUCCGGAGGAGACGACUUUUCACUUACUCCACUUGUCUCUGAUGAGGGAGUACAUUGACUAUGAGUUCUCUGAGCUCAGGAAUCACAUUGGUUCUGAUUAUGACUUGGAGCGAAUAAUAGACGACUGGAUUCUAAUGGGCUUCCUAGUGGGAAAUGAUUUCAUCCCUCACCUUCCCCAUCUUCACAUCAACCACGAUGCUUUGCCUCUGCUAUACAAGACGUACAUCAGUGUACUACCGAGCGUGGGGGGUUAUCUGAAUGAGAACGGACAUCUAAACCUCAGAAACUUUGAGAAGUACCUGGAGAAGCUUGCGGAGUUUGACCGGGAACACUUCAGCGAGGUGUUUGUGGACUUGAAGUGGUUUGAGAGUAAAGUUGGAAACAAGUAUCUGAAUGAGGCGGCUGGACUUGCAGCAGAGCAGGAAGCCGCGAGCAAAGAAACCAACAAGAUGGAGGACUCUUCCCUCUGUCUGGCAGCUCUGACCUCAUCAGAUGAAGUGAUUGGAGAAGGAAAGUUAGCAGCGGCAGAAGAUGAGGAGGAGGAGGACGAUAUUUUUGAAACUGAGUUCAGACAGUACAAACGCACCUACUACAUGACCAAGAUGGGCGUGGAUGUGGUGUCAGAUGAGUUUCUUGCCAAGCAGGCCAAGUGUUAUGUGGAAGGCAUCCAGUGGAUUCUCCACUACUAUUACCACGGGGUUCAGUCCUGGAGCUGGUACUACCCCUACCACUACGCUCCCUUCCUGUCUGACAUCAGGAAUAUAGCUGGGUUAAAACUGACCUUUGACCUCGCAAAACCCUUCAUGCCCUUCCAGCAGCUUUUGGCUGUCCUGCCUGCUGCCAGUAUGGCGCUGCUGCCUGAGUGUUACAGGCACCUGAUGACCAGUGAAAGUUCACCCAUCAUUGAGUACUACCCUCUUGACUUUAAAACGGACCUCAAUGGGAAGCAGCAGGAGUGGGAGGCUGUGGUGCUCAUUCCCUUCAUAGACGAGAGGUGCUUACUAGCAGCCAUGGAGCCCUACAGCCACAAAAUGACUAAAGAAGAGAAAUCCAGGAACUGUCACACAGAGUGUGCAGUCUACUCUUACGACAGUGAGUUAGACUUCACAUACACCUCCACCCUGCCUCAGCUGUUCCCCGACAUCGUCCACUGCCAUGCCAGGAAAGCACACAUCCCCAUGGACGCCUGGCAGGUGCCUUUGGACCAUGUCAGCAGGCCCAUCGACCGCUCGGCUCUGUACUUCUGUGGCUUCCCCACUCUACAGCACAUCAAACACAAGUUUUUCAAGAAGAAGAGCGGGGUGGUCGUAUUCCAGCAGAGCAGCCGAGGGGAGAACAUGAUGCUCGACAUCCUUCACAGCCAGGAAGGAGAGACGUUAUGUGAUGAUGUUGCUUCACAAGCACUGGGGAAGUCUGUGUUUGUGAACUGGCCCCAUCUAGAGGAAGCUCGUAUCAUUGCAGUGUCAGAUGGAGACACCAAGUUUUGUCUGGAGGAACCACCUGGUGUCCAGAGAGUGUAUGACCGACCCUCCACCCCUCCUCCCACCAAAGUCACCUGCAUGUCUGACAAGGAGCAGAAGGAUUGGGUGAAGGAUGUCCAGGGACUAACUGAAUAUUUCUUCAAGAGGAAAGGCAUCAUAGUAAACGAUACAGAGGUGGUUUUGUACGGCCAGUUGCUGACAGGAUGGAAGUAUGUCCCCAAAGCCAACGGAGUGGUGGAACUAGAGAAACAGUGGGCCAAACAAGUUCUUCCUUUCGCCCACCAGACCGUGGUUAAGGACAUCAAGGCCUUUUACUCGUCUCUGACCUGUUUUAAGAGCUUGGACGAGCUCUUUCCUCAAGCGACUUCCGUCUUCAUGGUGGGGAACCCGUACUACGGUGCCAUGGGAGAGGUGCAGGAUUCUAGUGACGUCAUCAAAGAUGGCCGCGUACGCGUGGUCUUCAACGUGCCGCAUGAACCGCAGCUGGAGGCCUUGAUCCAGAAUCAGCAUAAAUACUGUGUGAAGUACAGUCCCGGAUAUGUUCUGGCGUCUCGUCUCGGCAUCACGAGCUACCUCGUCUCCCGCUUCUCAGGAAGCAUCUUCAUUGGCAGAGGCUCUAAGAAGAAUCCCUGUGGGGAGCAAAGAGCUAACGUUGGCCUGAACCUCAAGUUCAACAAGAAGAAUGAGGAGGUUCCUGGAUACACCAAGAGAACUGAGAAGGAGUGGCUCUACUCAGCUGCUGUGGAGGAACUGCUCGCCGAAUACCUGGACAGAUUUUCGGAGGUUUUCGACUCGGUGUCCAGAAACAGUCAUGACGAUGUUUUCUAUGAGGACGACAUCUGGCCUGGGGAGGACCAGAAUGGGGCAGAGAAGGUCGCCGAAAUCACUUCGUGGUUGAAAAGUCACCCGGUCAGCUCCAUCAGCAGGGCGUCAUGUGAUCUGCAGGUGCUGGACUCCGCCAUCGUGGAGAGGAUCGAGGAGGCGGUGGAGAAAACUAAGGUGAAGAAGAGCACCAAGAAAGUCCGUGUGACUGUCAAGCCUCAUCUGCUCUUCAGGCCGUUGGAGCAGCAGCAGGGUGUGGUUCCAGACCCGGAUGCAGAGUAUCGCCUGUUCGACAGAGUGGUCAACAUCAGAGAGAGCUUCACCGUCCCACUGGGACUCAGAGGAACCGUUGUCGGCAUUAAAGGAGCGGAGCGUGAGGCGGAGGUUCUGUAUGAAGUGCUGUUUGAUGAAGAAUUUGCUGGUGGUCUCAACAUCAGGUGUACCUCGCCUCGUGGUUACCGCCUCCCUCCCUGCGCUCUCAUUAAUCUUUCCUACGGAGCCCGAGUGGAUCACACCUCCCACAAACUCACCGCCAUCGUCAAACCUCAGCCCGCCGCUGGCGCUAACUUCAACUCACACCGGCAGCUGGCCGGCCUCAACCAUUCGCCGCGGUCACCCUUCAUACCCACACAGCAUAACAACAAACAAGGUGUGAUGAAGGCGGGCUCCCAGGGCAACAGGAACUCUCCCUCUAAGGGUCUCCAGAAACAACAGGGCAAGAGUAAAGAGGAGUACACCAAUGUGUGGCAGUCUCUGCAGAACUCGGGCCCUCCGAACAAACCUCCCGCUCACUGGCAGAAUAAUGAAGGACACCCACAGCAGGGGAAGAACCAGCACACAACCCCCAACAAAGCUGCUCCAGUUGGUGGCAUCAGACUGCUGAAGAAAAAUGAGGACGUCGACUCUCUUUUCCCCUCACAGAACACAGCCAAUAAGACUUCCACUGAGUUUGAAGAUCUCAUUGCCAGUCUAAAGAUCUCUGCGGGAAGCCAGCAGACCCCACCUCCUCCUGCUCUUCCACCGGCACCCACCAGCCAGUCAGACGGCCCUCUGUCUCCGCAGUCCUUCGCCAUGAAGGGAACCCUGGUACUGAAGGAGAUGCUGAAGAUUGACGGUGCUGGAUCAGGAAGUCCCUCCUUCCAGGACACCGCCCCCUCUGGAGGUCAGCAGGGGAACAGGAGACGAUCAUCCAAGAAACUAGCGGCAAAGAUGAACGUCCCCCACGGUGACUCGGUCGCAUUAACUUCUCCUGCAUCAGCCGCCUCCACCAACACUGUGCUGAGCAGCAAGGUGUCAGAGCUGGCGUGCGUCUGUGUGGGGUUAGGCAUGGCACCGCCCGACUUCAGCUAUAUAGGCAACAGACAGGGUCUCGUCGUGUGUCAGGUGAAGCUGUCCAAUGGGUUGAUGGUUCACGGUCCACAGUGCCAGUCAGAAAAUGAUGCCAAGGAGAAAGCUGCCUUCUUUGCCCUCCAAAGACUGAACUCAGUGGGAUCAGGCUUCCCCCUCCCACCUCCUCUAUACCCAGGAGUGGGUCAGAUACGACCUCCACCCAUGGGAGCCAUGAACCCGGUCUUCAACCAACAAGGUGGCUUGCUGUUGCCCCACCAGGGUUACGCUCCUCCCCCUCUGUGGGGAAUGGCGCUGCCUCCGCACCACCAGAACCAACCCUUUUAUGGAGCAGCAGGAACCUUCCCUGGCGCCGCCCGCCCCCAGCCCGCUACAACAUUGCCCAUCGGCUCACACAACCAGUUCAUCCCGCUACAGGUGACCAAGAAGCGGGUCUCAGCCAAUAAGAAGAACCAGGAAACUCGAGAAUUUUACAGCGCCGCCCACACCGUGGCCAGGAACCAAUCACAGAGGGCCAAGAACCCGACCUCUGACCAAUCGCACUUUCAGAGUGAACCACUGAGCGGUAAAGCCGACCAGCCACGCCAACACGCCGCCAACAGCAACCCCUGUUCGUCCAGCGCCAGCCUAGCAGAUGCCAUUUCCACGAUGACAGCGGCCCCGCACACGCCCCCUCGACAAAACAACCCGUCAACAGGCCACACCCCUGGCUCCGCCUCCAAGAGGAAGCACAGGAAGCUGGCUGUCAACUUCGAGGCGGCUAAAGUCUCAGAGUGAUGAGCUGGGGUUUGUGAGUGAGUGAGUGUGUGUGUGAGGACAGAGGUGUGUGUGUAGUGUUCUUAAGUUACUGUUUCAACGCCUGACUCGGGAUCUCUGAUCAAAGUUUCUGUUCGCUCAACAUUAAAACAUUGAAAGCAGCUUCAACUGAAACAAGGAAACAGAGGAAACUUUCUCCUCUUGUUUUACGCAUCUGCCUCUAAACACAUUUCUUAAUUAUCCACCAUGUGACUGAACUCCAUCGCCCCUCUGUUGCUCACUCAGUGUUGUCGUUGUAAACGUCUGUCAAACCUAUCUAUUGUAGUUGUAAACUCCCUCUGAGAUGUUGCCUUCUUAAGUUUUUUCUUUGUGUGUCCAGAGUGAUCCUACAGGUUUCUGUAGACUAAACGUACUGUGGUGAAAAGGAAGGGUGCAUUCUGGGAUGCAGCCAUACGUCCUGUUUUUCUUUUUCGGAGUAAAAGAGGUUACUAUUGUGGACCAGAAUUCCUCUUUGAAACAUGUAAAGGAAAGCUAAGAUUUAUUUCAGCUUGCAGUUUUAUUUUUUAUGGGUCCUAAUUACUAAUGAAAUAAUUGCUGAUAUCACGAAACAUCGCUACAAACAUCGAGCAAGGCAACAUCCCCUUUUGUCCAGCGAGGCGGCAAAUACAAGCACUUAGGCGAUCACACUGGUUGUAAAAUGGAAACCAGGUUCAUCAAAUGUUUCUAAGAGAGAAAACGAAGGUGAGCAGUAACAUCAUUCCCAAUUAUUGUCCAGUGUAAACAUCCAUCCACAAAGCUGCUGCUGUAGUUCAUGCACUCUCAGUUUUUGUGUGCAGUGAGGGAGUAUUAGCAACAUUUCAGGUGUGCUCACCUUCAGUUUUCCCUCCAGAUACAGCGGUAGUUGAUCCCAUGAUCUGAUUUACUGUCUCAGCAAGUUUUGUGAGUACAGCGUCGUAUCAUAACUGAUCCUUUAGACUCCUGAACUUUAGGCUCCCGAUAUAGAAAUGUUGAGAUCUCGUGAAGUGAAGCACUGCCUCGGAAGUGCGUCGUCUUCAUUUGAUAUUACAUCUGAAACCACCAUGUUGAAACAUAACACAUGGCUCAUGUUGGAAAACAGAUGAUUCAGGCUUUAGUUACUGUAAAAUACCUGAGUCAGAUUUACAGUUCCUCCACAGAUGUUUCUUUUUUGGGUACAACUACGGCCGAUAGAAAACAGAAAUAAAUGUGGUCGGUGUUACUGGAUAUUUUUAUUCUGUUAAGCGUUGCCUUGUACAGGAGACAUUAUGGUGACAGACUGAGAACGCACGUCUGAAUGCUGAUUUGUUGAGAUCCAUCAUGCUCCUGGUCACACAGUGCCCUUGAUAUUUUUGGAAACCCUCUUGAAUCAAAAGUUAGAUCUUGGUUCUCAGGGACGUGUAGCUGUGGUAGACGCCCUCUUCAUACAUUAGACUCAGAUUUGCACUGCAGUGGCUGCUGCCUGCUCUCUCUCUCUCUCUCUCUCUCUCUCUCUCUCUCUCUCUCUCUCUCUCUCUCUCUCUCUCUGUCUCUCUGUCUCUCUGUAUGUCUGUCUCUCUCUCUCUCUCUCUCUCUGUCUGUCUGUCUCUCUCUCUCUCUCUCUGUCUCUCUCUCUGUCUCUCUGUCUCUGUCUCUCUGUAUGUCUGUCUCUCUCUCUCUCUCUCUCUGUCUGUCUCUCUCUCUCUCUGUCUGUCUCUGUCUCUCUGUCUCACUCUCUCUCUCUCUCUCUCUCUCUCUGAAUAAUGGUAGACACACUAAGUUAUUUACAUGGAUGUAUUUUUAGAAAACUAUUGGCCAUGUUUUGUUUUUUUUAGGGAGAGUUGGUGCAGAAAUAGCAGCCUUCUGUCAUGGCUACACUUCUACAUACUGCUCACAGUUUAUGAAUCAUUGCAGUCAUUUGUAUCAAAAUACAUCUGCUUUUGUCAGGUUUGGAUCAGUGGUGUUAAUCAGGCCGAUAUUGAUUAUCUGUUUUAAUGUUUCCCAUUUAAUUGUGAUCAUUAAUAUCACAUUAUCAAGUUUCACAGCCUUUUAUUUCCCUCAGACAUUUGCUGCAUUUUUAUACUUUUUUUUUUUUUUUUUAUCGUCUGUGAACGACACCUCCAAAAUAAAGUCUGAACACAUUGAAGAACUGAUUGGAAUACAGCCCACACCCCCUAUAUACACACACACACACACACACACACACACA
Molecule: messenger RNA, 7464 nt
Organism: Seriola aureovittata
Lineage: Eukaryota; Metazoa; Chordata; Actinopteri; Carangiformes; Carangidae
Gene: xrn1
Product: 5'-3' exoribonuclease 1
Exons: 41
Coding region: 135-5282 (1715 amino acids)
Biological process (GO): nuclear-transcribed mRNA catabolic process; rRNA catabolic process
Cellular component (GO): nucleus
Molecular function (GO): 5'-3' RNA exonuclease activity; RNA binding
Source: RefSeq, a predicted model, not a curated record